UGAGCCCCGGCAGCAGGUGGGCGCGGUGAGGGCUGGCGGCGGCUGGCCGGGGGCUGCCGGGCGGCGCUCGGGCCGGACGCGCCGGCCUUGCGGAGCGCCAUGGACUUCAACAUGAAGAAGCUCGCGUCGGACGCUGGCAUCUUCUUCACCCGGGCCGUGCAGUUCACGGAGGAGAAAUUUGGCCAGGCUGAGAAGACCGAGCUCGACGCCCACUUUGAGAGCCUCCUGGCCCGGGCGGACAGCACCAAGAACUGGACCGAGAAGAUCUUGAGACAGACAGAGGUGCUGCUGCAGCCCAACCCCAGCGCCCGCGUGGAGGAGUUCCUGUACGAGAAGCUGGACAGGAAGGUGCCCUCGCGGGUCACCAACGGCGAGCUGCUGGCGCAGUACAUGGCCGAGGCGGCCAGCGAGCUGGGGCCCACCACCCCCUACGAACAUCUCUCCUGGGGCUCUCUCCUCCCUCCUGAGAGCCAGAGUGACCGGAGCCUGGCCCGCCUCCUCACCCCCCGACUCUGCUUCUCAGGGAAGACGCUGAUCAAGGUGGCCGAAGCGGAAAAGCGCCUGGGAGCGGCUGAGAGAGAUUUCAUCCACACGGCCUCCAUCAACUUCCUCACGCCCCUGCGCAACUUCCUGGAAGGGGACUGGAAGACGAUUUCGAAGGAGAGGCGGCUCCUGCAGAACCGGCGUCUAGACCUGGAUGCCUCCAAAGCGCGGCUCAAGAAAGCCAAGGCUGCCGAAGCCAAAGCCACGACGGUGCCUGACUUUCAGGAGACUAGACCGCGUAAUUACAUUCUCUCGGCCAGCGCCUCCGCGACUCUGGAGGACACUUGCCGCCCCCCUUCCUGGGCCGAGUGGAAGGAGGACUAUCCAGGAGGGUGGAGACGGCCCUGUUUUUUUCUUGUGCCUUUGAACCCCAGUGUGACUCUGGCACGAGGCUGCCUUUCUCUGCCGAAGGACGGAAAGCUCUGGAAUGAUGAGGUGGACAAGGCUGAGCAGGAGCUCCGAGUGGCCCAGACAGAGUUUGACCGGCAGGCAGAAGUGACCCGGCUCCUGCUGGAGGGGAUCAGUAGCACCCACGUGAACCACCUUCGCUGCCUCCACGAGUUCGUGGAGUCUCAGACCACAUACUAUGCCCAGUGCUACCGCCACAUGCUGGACCUCCAGAAGCAGCUGGGCAGCUCCCAGGGAGCCAUAUUCCCAGGCACCUUCGUGGGCACUGCCGAGCCCGCCUCCCCACCCCUCAGCAGUACCUCGCCCACCACUGCCGCGGCCACGAUGCCCAUGGGGCCCUCUGUGGCCGACUUGGCCCCUCCAGGGGAGGCCGCUCUCUGCCUGGAGGAGGUGGCCCCGCCGGCCAGCGGAACCAGGAAAGCCCGCGUUCUCUAUGACUAUGAGGCGGCCGACAGCAGUGAGCUGGCCCUGCUGGCUGAUGAGCUCAUCACUGUCUACAGCCUGCCUGGCAUGGACCCCGACUGGCUCAUUGGCGAGAGAGGCAACAAGAAGGGCAAGGUCCCCGUCACCUACUUGGAGCUGCUCAGCUGAGCAGGCGCCUCCCCCAGGCCCUGCCCGCUCUGGCCUGGGCAGGGGAAUGGGUGCAGCCCUGCCUCGUGUCUGCUGGCGACCCAGCUGCUCAGCGUCGGGAGGCUCACCCUAGCCCCAUCCUGCCCCUUGGCCGUCCAGCUGUAAGGGGCCCCAGAGGCUGAAUGAUCCCAGCUCCUCCCCCAGCCUGCUUCUGACCUGUUUCUGGAGCCCCCCCGCCCCUGCCUGCGUCCUUGAGCCCCCCAGCCCUCCCGGCUCCUCUCAGGAGGGCGGGCCUGGCUGCAGCAGCUGCGCUCGGCGCCCCAGCCUGUGGGGGGGUCAGUGCAAGAUGGGCUGAGGACGCCCUGGGGUGCACCCUUGGCAAGAGAGAACACCUGCCUUUAGUUGCCAAAAGCAGCAGAGGGCGAGGCAGGCAGGCAGGCAGGUCUGUGGCGGGCCGGAGACAGGGGUGUCUCCCUGGGGAUGUGCUGCAGUGGAGGGGAGCCUGGCCGGAGCUCCCAGGUGCUAGCCCUCCCCUCCCAGCACUAUCGCUCAAGCCAAGUCUGGUGGCUGCCACCUGCACUCUCCACACUCACUUUUUAACGGAUCUUUUUACUCUGCCUGUCUGCUUCCUCUCUAGCCAGUGACCAAUAAUAAACUAUCCUUCGUGUGCA
Molecule: messenger RNA, 2192 nt
Organism: Dama dama (fallow deer)
Lineage: Eukaryota; Metazoa; Chordata; Mammalia; Artiodactyla; Cervidae
Gene: SH3GLB2
Product: SH3 domain containing GRB2 like, endophilin B2
Exons: 13
Coding region: 100-1542 (480 amino acids)
Biological process (GO): membrane organization
Cellular component (GO): membrane; cytoplasm
Molecular function (GO): protein binding
Source: RefSeq, a predicted model, not a curated record